This is a messenger RNA of Oldenlandia corymbosa var. corymbosa, 1017 nucleotides long. The record is from the annotation of a GenBank genome assembly. NCBI's taxonomy places the organism in Eukaryota, Viridiplantae, Streptophyta, Magnoliopsida, Gentianales, Rubiaceae.
AUGGCGAUAAUGCCCCUAAUCCGCCACCCCACACCUCAAAUAUUCCAAUCUUUCGGCCAAGUCCGCCGUCUUCCUCCCCGCCUUUCUCCGUCAAUGGCGACCCUAUUGAACAACGACCCUGUUGGCGUCACAAAUUAUCCCGUGCCCCUCUCCCCACCAUUGCCCGCCAUAUCCAAGAACAUAGAGCUCAACAGAGCCUUAACUGCUUCAUCAAGAUCGGCCCUUUUUACACUUUCUAGGACUCAUGUGCUUUAUGAGGAUCAGUGGCUAAUUGCUGUUAACAAACCUCAAGGAAUUUACUGUGAGAAUGUCUUGACUUCUGUUUCCAGUCUUCUCACAGAUGUCAAAGACUCUGAAAUGCAAGUGAAUGGAACAGAGCUUCAUCUAGCGAAUAGACUUGAUCGGGACACCAGUGGUGUUAUGUUGAUUACCAAAUCACAUAAAGUUGCUGCCAAGCUUGUGAAAGCUUUUACUGAUCACAAAGUGAAAAAAACAUAUAUUGCAUCCUGCAUUGGUGAAGCUCCAAAAUGGGAAAAUAUCACAAUUAGGUCUGGUCAUGGGAGAUCUAAACAUGGGGCCUGGCGUGUUUAUGCUGCAUCAGAUGUUGGUAAGACACUACCAGGUGGCUCAGUUAUUAGGGAUAUGGAAACUCUUUUUGAAAUAUUAUCUGUAAACAGGCAAGGGAAGUUUAGGGAGUUUUCUAGCUCAGGGAAAGAUGCAUCUCAAAUUGUAGUUGUUGAAGAGAAAUCUGGAAUAGAUUGCAACUUGAAGAAAGAUGAGAUUUUGUUAAGAGCUUAUCCUAAGAGUGGGAGAACACAUCAAAUUCGUUUGCACUGCCAAUAUCUUGGGAUUCCCAUAAGAGGAGAUGUAAAAUAUGAAGGUGUCUAUGAUUGGGAGGGUAAAAUAUAUGAUGGCCAUGAACUCCAUGCUGAGAGUUUGUCCUUCCAACAUCCUGUUACAGAUGAAAGUGUAUUGAUUCAAGCACCUCUACCACCAUGGGCAAACUUAGUAUCUUAG